Messenger RNA from Dunckerocampus dactyliophorus (ringed pipefish), 883 nucleotides. It is a transcript of the gene nop10, whose product is annotated as NOP10 ribonucleoprotein homolog (yeast). Gene Ontology annotation, biological process: ribosome biogenesis; rRNA pseudouridine synthesis; positive regulation of telomerase RNA localization to Cajal body. NCBI's taxonomy places the organism in Eukaryota, Metazoa, Chordata, Actinopteri, Syngnathiformes, Syngnathidae. Bases 326 to 520 code for a protein of 64 amino acids. Gene Ontology annotation, molecular function: box H/ACA snoRNA binding; telomerase RNA binding. The transcript is spliced from 3 exons. The record is from RefSeq and is a predicted model, not a curated record. Gene Ontology annotation, cellular component: box H/ACA telomerase RNP complex; box H/ACA snoRNP complex.
GGGCCGGAAGCUGUGCUGCACCGUCUGAAGGACGGAAAGGAGGAUUUUUGUUUUCAUGAAAGUCAAGUUAGAAGAUUAAAAUCCCGGAAAAUUAAAACGAGAGGCCGACGUGGAAUAAGGGGGAAAUGGGGUAGUUUCCCGGUGAAAACUGCAGGGUUGACAGCGCCAACCCAAACAGGAUAUCCGGUUUGUUCGCCCAUCACCACACGUGUGAAAGAGUGAGGACGAAAAGCGUCAACAAAUCCUGUGGGAGUUUAUUUUUCCCUCCCGAAAACAUCAACCCAACAGUGUUUUUGGACGCGGUUUGAAACCAGAAACCGUCAACAUGUUCCUGCAGUAUCACCUGGACGAAAACGGAGAUCGAGUGUACACUCUGAAGAAAGUAGCACCGAAUGGGCAGCCCACCAGCUCAGCCCACCCAGCACGCUUCUCCCCGGACGACAAGUUCUCUCGACACAGGGUGACGUUGAAGAAACGCUUUGGACUUUUGCUCACUCAGCAGCCCACGCCUAUUCUGUGACCCCCAAGACAGCACCGGCAAGCAAACAGUCCAAGGAUGUCAGCGUGUCAGAAUGUGUGGAGUUUGAGCAGAUGUCAAGCCUUUUUUUUCCAUGCAUCACAUUUGUGAACAUUUUUCUUUUGCUAUUCCCAAACUUGGUUGUGAUGAUAAAACUGCGGCCGAUCUCCAGUAUCAGGGUCAACUUUGAAUAAAAUCUGCUACAGUGUGUGUUCUGUUUUCAAGGGUCAGCAACUGUCCAGCCUGAUAAUUAACCUAGGAUGAAUGUUUGUAACUAUUAAAUGUUGACAUGGGUCAAAGACGACGAAGGGCUUAAAGUUGGAAAAUAAAGUAAAGAUGACAAUUGAAGCGCUUUGCGUGUUUACC